Messenger RNA from Phalaenopsis equestris, 1001 nucleotides. RefSeq names its product stem-specific protein TSJT1-like. Lineage: Eukaryota; Viridiplantae; Streptophyta; Magnoliopsida; Asparagales; Orchidaceae. The record is from RefSeq and is a predicted model, not a curated record.
CCUCGCCAUAUUCUAUUCCAUUCCAGUGUUGAAGCCUGAUUUUUAGUGUAAAAAUGCUGGGUGUUUUUAGCAGGGAAGUGGCGGAGCCGCCGGAGGAGUUGGGGGCCGCCGGGGCCGCGGGGAGCCGUACGCCGUCACCUAAGACGCGGGCCUCAGAGUUAGUGAACCGAUUUGUUACCAGGAGCGCGCCGGCCGAGGUGGUCUCGAUUCAGCUGGGCUCAGUCGGCCAUCUCGUCCACUCUCACGCCGGCGAUUCUCCCUUCCGCCCUAGAUUAUUUGCAGCAAAAGAUGAUAUAUUCUGUUUAUUUCAAGGAAUGCUUGACAACCUAGGAAACCUGAUUCAACAUUACGGUCUCUCUAAGAACUCAAAUGAAGUUUUGCUUGUGAUUGAGGCCUACAAAGUUCUCCGAGACAGAGCUCCUCAUCCUCCCAGCUUCAUGCUUGGUCAUUUGACUGGAAACUUUUCUUUUGUGCUCUUUGACAGAAAGACUUCAACCAUCCUUGUAGCUUCUGAUGCUGAUGGUAGGGUUCCUUUGUACUGGGGAAUUACAGCAGAUGGAUGCCUUGCUUUUGCCGAUGAUGUCGAAAUACUGAAAGGAUCGUGUGGCAAAUCCCUUGCUCCAUUUCCUCCUGGAUGCUUUUAUUCAAAUUCCCUUGGUGGGUUGAAAAGUUAUGAGCAUCCUAAGAACAAGGUGACUGCAACUUUAGCAGAUGAAGAAGAAAUUUGUGGUGCCACUUUCAAUGUGGAAGAAGCUCCCACGGUUGUCACAGCCAUGCAUUAAAAGUUCAUCCCAUGCUUGCAAAGGAAAUUCAUGUGAAUAAAGGAUGAAAUAAAUGGGUACUUGUGUUUGUGUGUCUUAGUUGAGCUUGCUAGUCUUUGUUAUCCAUGUUUUCCUUUGUCUUGAGAGAUGCUUCCCUUCGAUGCUUCAUUGUAAAUAAAGUUUAUUUAUGAAGGUUUUUUAAAGAACUAUUAGUUGAAGAGAAAAAUCUUUGAGCUAUCA